CCUCGCGCCAUCAUAACCGUUGGCUAUAAAAACGUGGAGAUUAAACGCUCACGAACAUUCAGAUUCCCAAAAAACAGAAUUUCACACUUGAGCUCCUCCAAAGUAAUAAAAUACCUUUCGAAUUAGAACAGUAAAUCUCUUGCGCAUUUAUUGCUGUACAAAUCACCUGGUUUCAACUGCGGUAAGUCGUGUUUAACACUAGGCUAACAUAUAAUACGGUCAACUGUCGUUAAACAAUUUGAAUAAUUUGUCAUACAACUCGACGACAAAGUUGUCCGCCACACGACAUAUAUUACGUAUAUAGGUAUGGCUUAUUCGUCUAACGACCUGGCUGCUGCCAACGACGCCAGUUGGUUGGCCAAACUAGAGGAAUCGUGUUCUUCCCUGAAUUCUGCUGAAUGUCAACCGGAUGAUAUUCCGCCAUCUAAACAUCAAACGGAUGCAGAGGAUCGUUUUACCGAGCGUUGGCUGGAAGCGAUUGACGAAGACGAUCCGUUUGGCGUAGGAAUUCAAAGCGACAUUCCAUUGCAAAUUCAAAUUCUGGUCGAAGCUGGAUUUCAAAAGCAGGUGGAAUGGAUUCAAUCUCGCUUGUUAUCCGCCUGCUCCGCACGUCUGGCCAGCAUCACCUGCCAAAGCGUUGCCCAGUCCAGCAAGUCCAUUUACUACGUCACUCUGAGAUGUAAUUCGGCCUGCCCGAUUUUACCGCGCGACGUGGACGACUCGUCGGCCCUGCGUUCGGGAUUGUUCCGCUUUGCAAUGACCCAAUUAAAUCUGUAUCCGUCGACGCCGCACACGCUGCUCUACCCGCGCAUUCCGCCCGAGUGGUCGGCCGACACGCUCUACUCAGUCGCCCGGCUCCUGGGUCCCGUCCGCCAGAGCCAAGUCGAUUUCAAUUUGUCGUCGGUGAAGCCGGUCCCGUUACCGUUUAUCGAUUGGCCAGCAGCAGCAGCAGCGCAACUUUGACUUGGGCGUGAUUGCUGCGCUGAUGCCGGCCGUAUGUCUGUUCAUGUUCAAUCACUUUUCGUCAUCAUUGCCGGAAUUUUAUAGAUUUCUGCACCUGUCAAUUGCAUUAUUGCACUGCGGCCGACUAUACUAUUUGGCUAUCCAUUUUAUAAAGUGCGCUA
Messenger RNA from Daphnia pulex (common water flea), 1124 nucleotides. RefSeq names its product protein timeless-like. Gene Ontology annotation, molecular function: DNA binding. Bases 307 to 963 code for a protein of 218 amino acids. Gene Ontology annotation, cellular component: replication fork protection complex. NCBI's taxonomy places the organism in Eukaryota, Metazoa, Arthropoda, Branchiopoda, Diplostraca, Daphniidae. The transcript has 2 exons. The record is from RefSeq and is a predicted model, not a curated record. Gene Ontology annotation, biological process: DNA replication checkpoint signaling; replication fork arrest; DNA repair.